Cuscuta campestris is the source of this 699-nucleotide messenger RNA. NCBI's taxonomy places the organism in Eukaryota, Viridiplantae, Streptophyta, Magnoliopsida, Solanales, Convolvulaceae. The record is from the annotation of a GenBank genome assembly.
AUCCAAGGAGCUAGUGCUGGAGAAUCAUGGUUCGUGUCAUAAGGCUAUAUACUCUACCCGUGUUUACUGAUGAGAAGACCACAAAUUCAAUUGAGACGGUGUUCAUGGAUGAACAUAGGCCAUAUCUUCUUCAAUCACACACAGAUCUCUCAACCAAUGCAUAUGCUUACUGGCCUCCACAAAUUGCCCAGUCCUUAUAAUAAAGUGAACAAAUAGAAAGUGGCUUCCCUCUUGUUGUUGCGCGAGAAUUCCUUCACGGUCUUCAACAACAGAAUUGGGCGGCAGCCCAAUCUAGAUGGCGGCGGCAAUCUGCACAGCGGUGCGAUCUGGACGGCGGUACUGUGUGGAUUACAGCGGCGGCGAGACCUGGCCUGUGGCGACUGGAUGCGGCGGCGCACCGGAUCAGCAGCUGCGAUCUCCUCGAACCAGCGGCGUCAAUCUGAGGACGACGACGACUCCUCAACACGGCGCGGCUCCUCAACUCGGCGGCGGCGGCAAGUUCAAUCUCGGAUCCGGACAGCUGCGACGGCGGCUCCAACCCUAGGCUCGGAUCGGCACGCCUGCGACGGUGGUGACAAGUUUUUUUUCUUUCAAUUUGUUGUUGAACAAUCUAGCUCUGAUACCAAUUGUUGGAAACAAUCUCUUUAUUAUAACUGGAAAAUAACUCAAAACCAAUUACAAUAAACUCUCAUAUGUUUC